CGUGUGAUUCUAUGGAUUCCGUAGGAUUCACAUGCUGUGUUUUUCUUUUGAGAAAAUUUAUUUUCUUUUUCCAAAAUGUUGCUAAAUAAAUUGUGUAGCUCACAAUUUAGAAAUGGAAUUUUACGUUUAACAAGUUCAAUGAGAUCACUGAGUGUUUCAACCCAACUUUCUUCCAAAAUUACCCCGGAAGUUGUUGCGGCGAAAAAGGAUUUGACCACAGAAGGGAUUAGCAAUCAAAAGAUAAUUGAUAGAGUUAAUCAGCAAGUAAUAUCCCGUGAGGAGGGUCGUCUCUUUGCUGUGGUUCACUUGUGCGGCAAACAGUUCAAAGUCACAUCCGGAGAUAUCAUUGUUGUUGAGGGCGAAUGGCCACCGGAUGCGGGUGAUAGAGUUCGUUUGGAUAAGGUACUCAUUGUUGGUGGGAAAGAUUUCUCAUUGAUCGGUCGACCGAUUGUACAGAAGGACCUAGUGGAUGUCCAGGCGACAAUUAUUGAGAAAACCCUCAGCCACACACGUACACAUUUUCGAAAGAGAAGAAGGAAGCAAUAUCAACGAAUUAACUUUGCCAGAAGUUCCAACACGAUGAUUCGCAUUAACUCCAUCGACAUCAAAGGGAGAGUCAAUGAAGACAUCAAACCAGAGCCAGAUAUACCCAGAAUAUUUUAAUUGUCAAUGAGGCUCAGCUUUUCUCAUUCUUAUUAAAAUACAAAUAGUGAUU
Lutzomyia longipalpis is the source of this 715-nucleotide messenger RNA. It is a transcript of the gene mRpL21, whose product is annotated as 39S ribosomal protein L21, mitochondrial. Gene Ontology annotation, cellular component: mitochondrial large ribosomal subunit; ribosome. The coding region runs from base 76 to 663 and encodes 195 amino acids. The record is from RefSeq and is a predicted model, not a curated record. Lineage: Eukaryota; Metazoa; Arthropoda; Insecta; Diptera; Psychodidae. The transcript is spliced from 3 exons. Gene Ontology annotation, biological process: translation. Gene Ontology annotation, molecular function: RNA binding; structural constituent of ribosome.